AGCAAGAGGCUAUCCAAAUCGAUGGCAAUACAGUCAUUUCAGCUUUCCAUUUCAUCAACCUUUCUAUCCACUUCAUUGAAAAACUCGUCCUUUAAACUCAAAAAAUGUACACAAACAAAACACACAGAAUCUCUCUCUCUCUCUCUCUCUCUCUCUCUCUCUCUCUCAACACUACUGCUUUCUUCGUUUUGUCUUUGAAGCUUUGCGUUUCAGUUCUCUUAAGUCCAAACUCUUGUAAGAAAGGACAUGGAGUCUGAAAAUGGGAUUACAGUGGAGGAAGAGACAAUUGUGAGUGAAAAAACUGAUAUUGAAGAAUCUGCUACAGAAGAAAAGAAAAAGGAACAUGAUGAUGCUGAUGCUGACAUUAAUGGUGAAGGGGAUUCAAAUUCGAAGCAGCAAGAAACAAAAUCUGAAGGCAAGACAAGUAAAGCUCCUGCAAAUGUUUCCAAAACUCAAUUGUCAAGAAUCUUAAAGGAGCCUGGUAAUGCAAAGAACAGUAAGGUGACAAAGGAUAAACCUAAUCUGAGAAAUGCAGUUCCAAUUUCUCGUAACCAGAGGCAUGUUCUGUCUCAAAGUCUUUCAUUUCCUGCAAGAAGAAUCCAUGUGGAUGGUCUUGUGAAGAGCACUGAUCUCAAACAUUCCCAAGAGAAAAGCUCAAAAACUCAUGCCCCUUCUUCCAAUGGAUCAGCUAGUUUGAGUCAUCCCAACAGGCGCGGAUCCAUCCAUGUCGAUACAAAGCCGGCAAAUGCAAAUGGUGGUGGAGCUUCUUCUAGAAGGACCACUAUAGCAUCUUUGCCUAGCAAUAAGCCGGCAAAGUCUGGUCCUGGAAAUACGGCUGCUAAGCCCUCUUCAUCAUCCGAAUCAGUUGAUUCAAAGCCAAUAGCAGCUACAAUGCAGAGCAAAGAGGACGAUGAUGCCCAUUCCACUACUUCCAGUGCCACCUCUCGUAGCACUAGGAGGAGUAGUGGGUCAGGAUUCACCUUCAGGUUGGAGGAACGUGCUGAAAAGAGGAAGGAGUUUCUUUCAAAGCUAGAAGAGAAGAUCCAUGCUAAGGAAGUCGAAAAGAAUAACCUGCAGGCAAAAUCAAAGGAGAACCAGGAGGCGGAAAUCAAGCAAUUAAGGAAGAGCUUGACUUUUAAAGCUACACCGAUGCCGAAUUUCUACAAGGAACCUCCUCCAAAAGUUGAACUAAAGAAGAUACCAACUACGCGUGCAAUAUCCCCAAAGCUUGGAAGGAACAAGAGUAAUGUUGCUGCAACAAACAACCCUUCGGAAGUUGAUGGUUCUGGUGUUCGCCCCUCCUUGAACCAAGAGCGGAACGGUUCAACCAAAAGAACCCAAACCAAUGGUAAUGAAGAAAAUGUUGCUUCCAAGAAGACCGUAAAGAAACCCCAGCCUAAGGUUCAACCUAAGGAGACCACCAAAGCUGAAGAAAAGCUCGGAAAGUCAAAACCGAAAAUAAAGAAGGCGGAGAACCCUGUUCAGGAUGCUUGUGUCGGGAAGCCUGAAGAAAACCCGAACAAACCAAUCAACCUUCCUCAAUCCAAGGAUGCCGUAACUGUAUCGGGCGAAAUAAACCCUGCUCAGAAUGGUGGACCAAUUCCAAGUUUGGCCAACUCCGAUACGAUGCCCCGUCAAGUCACUGUCGGAGGUUGAAGAUCCUGAUUCUCAAGCCUUGUGUUAAUAGCUUCAUUUUUUACUUAUUAAUCUCAAGUUUCAUGUUGUUGUGAAUAGUAUUUGUAAGUUGAUUAUGACAUUUUUUUGGAGGGUUAUUAUCAUACACAUUAUAAGUUAUAUAUGCAUCAACAGGUAAUUGCAAAUCAUAUUUCCUUCAUUAAA
This is a messenger RNA of Gossypium arboreum, 1839 nucleotides long. Its product is annotated as protein WVD2-like 4. Lineage: Eukaryota; Viridiplantae; Streptophyta; Magnoliopsida; Malvales; Malvaceae. Gene Ontology annotation, molecular function: microtubule binding. The transcript has 9 exons. The record is from RefSeq and is a predicted model, not a curated record. The coding region runs from base 247 to 1656 and encodes 469 amino acids. Gene Ontology annotation, biological process: microtubule cytoskeleton organization.